Messenger RNA from Diuraphis noxia (Russian wheat aphid), 992 nucleotides. It is a transcript of the gene mRpL24, whose product is annotated as mitochondrial ribosomal protein L24. Gene Ontology annotation, cellular component: ribosome. Gene Ontology annotation, molecular function: RNA binding; structural constituent of ribosome. Gene Ontology annotation, biological process: translation. The record is from RefSeq and is a predicted model, not a curated record. NCBI's taxonomy places the organism in Eukaryota, Metazoa, Arthropoda, Insecta, Hemiptera, Aphididae.
CUUUUAUAUCUGGUUAUCUAUGUUCCUAGACUGAUUUAAGAAUUCUGAUAUACUUAAGAUUUCUGAUUUUCUCUAGUCUCUCAUCAUUACUGCGGAAGUGCGGACCACGGUCUUAGAUACACAAUUUUUUUUUCUAGUACAGUUUCAUUAUUGCUUAAGAAUAUUACACGAUGAGACUAACGGAUUGCUUAAGAGACUUUAAGAAAGUUGGAGAAUUGACGAAGAAGUAUGCGAAUCUUCCAGAUUCGUACAUCAAGCGUAGCAUGGAAAGGGUUGUAUGGAAAACACCUUUAAACAAUCCUCGUUACUUGCCAAGGGCCGUUAAAAAGAAAAAAUAUCAUUUUUCUGACCACAGGCCUUGGACGUUGCCGUUUAGUAGUCAAAACAAUUUUGGAGAUUUAGAGCCAAAAGUAUUUUUGGAACCGAUCAAAGAAUGGUCAAUCUUUAAAGGAGAUAGGGUUGAAAUUUUGGUUGGACCUGAUAAGGGAAAACAGGGAAUUGUUGGACAUGUGAUUCAAGAACGCAAUUGGGUGAUUGUGGAUGGUUUAAAUUGUGAACUAGAAGAAGUUUCUCAUUAUAAAGGGCACCUGUCCAUGGUUCAAAUGAAAGAAAAUCCACUAUUAGUCACUAGUGAGGUAUCAUUAGUAGAUCCGUCUGACUUGCAAGGUUGUUCUGUUGAAUGGAGAUUUACAGAGAGUGGUGAUAAAGUACGAGUGUCAACCAGAAGUGGAAAGAUAAUUCCAAUUCCAUCAUUAGCUAAGCAAACUUAUGAUUACAAGACACCRAAUACUUAUAAAGAAUCUGUAAAAGAUACUACAGAAGAYGAUUUAAAAAAAAUAACUUUUUCACCUUUAUUGAAAACAUUUGAAAUGGAUGUAAUGGAUGAAAUGGGUAUUAAAGAAGAUCGAAUUCCAGCUCCAACUUAUUGGUAUUGAUUGUGAACAAUUCAAGUAGUUUAGAAAUGUUUUAUGUUAAAUAAAUUCAUUAAUGUU